Pygocentrus nattereri (red-bellied piranha) is the source of this 3854-nucleotide messenger RNA. It is a transcript of the gene p2ry4, whose product is annotated as pyrimidinergic receptor P2Y4. Gene Ontology annotation, biological process: transepithelial chloride transport; G protein-coupled receptor signaling pathway. The coding region runs from base 363 to 1469 and encodes 368 amino acids. Lineage: Eukaryota; Metazoa; Chordata; Actinopteri; Characiformes; Serrasalmidae. Gene Ontology annotation, molecular function: G protein-coupled UTP receptor activity; G protein-coupled purinergic nucleotide receptor activity. The record is from RefSeq and is a predicted model, not a curated record. The transcript is spliced from 2 exons. Gene Ontology annotation, cellular component: plasma membrane.
AUAGCGAUUUUAAACGGACCACGAUGUGGUUUAAGGUUCAAUGCUGUAUUUUUUCUUUCUCUUGUAAACCAGAAAACGGUAAAACCUCACUGUUUUUAAAUGACGACAGAAACGGCGGGAUAGGCAAAGCGAGGAAACUCGGGCAGCACACAUGGACACGGCUGUACAGAAAAUGAAGUGAUCUCAGAGAGGAGAGCGCUGAUUGUAAUACUGUUCAGAUCUCAUAUUUCGAAAAGAAGAGGUGUUCAGUUUUGCAACAGUUAAAACUCGCCUGGUGAGAGAACAUCUGUCCUUAAGGAAGUUUACUUUUCCUUGGGAGAGUUUGCCUCCUUCAUUCUGCAGUGGGCAGUUAAAGGUAAAAGAUGACUACACUACUCCAGCCCUUCUCCAGAAACCUCUCUUUCAUUUUCAGAACCUCGAUACCAGUGGAUGCUGGUGAUGCCAAUAAAAGUUGCCGCUUUGACGAGGAGUUCAAGUACAUCCUACUGCCUGUGUCAUACUCAAUAGUGUGUGUUCUGGGCUUGCUUCUCAACUCCGUAGCCCUAUGGAUGUUCCUGACCAAGAUGCGUCCCUGGAACACCAGCACAGUGUACAUGUUCCACUUGGCGCUGUCGGACACUCUUUAUGUUCUCUCCCUGCCCACUCUUAUCUACUACUACGCCAACCGGAGCCACUGGCCCUUUGGUGUGGCCCUGUGCAAGAUAGUCCGCUUCCUGUUCUAUGCCAACCUGUACUGCAGCAUCCUCUUCCUCACCUGCAUCAGUGUGCACCGCUACCUGGGCAUAUGCCACCCCAUCCGCUCUCUGACGCUGGUCAAACCACGCCAUGCCCACGUGGUGUGUGCCAUGGUGUGGGCCACAGUGACAGCCUGCCUGGUGCCCAACCUCAUCUUCGUCACCACCUCGCAGCGGGACAAUGACACACUGUGCCAUGAUACCAGUAGCCCAAAAGAUUUCGAGAACUAUGUCAUUUACAGCUCGGUUGUGAUGGUUCUGCUUUUCGGUAUGCCCUUUAUGGUCAUCAUGGUGUGCUACUGCUUAAUGGCAUGGGCACUUUGCCGCCCCAGGCAGGGCCUUUCUCCUGGCCAGGUCCGCAGCUCCUCCAGAAGGAAGUCCAUCAAACUCAUCAUUGUGGUGCUGACUGUGUUUGCUAUCAGCUUUGUUCCUUUCCACAUCACACGCACCCUCUAUUACACAUAUCGUGUAUUAGAGGCUGACUGUUGGUUUCUUAACAUCAUCAACUUCACAUAUAAAAUCACCCGUCCUUUAGCCAGCUCUAAUAGCUGUCUGGACCCCAUCCUCUACUUCCUGGCGGGAGAUCACUACCGCUCUAGACUCAUCAGAGCAUUCACGAGGCAACCGCCUGUUGGCCGAUCUGGUGAAUAUCUGCAGCCCCCCCCUGGCAAAAAGAACGAUCUCGCCUUGGUGUAUAAGAACCCAGAUCAAGACAGUAGUGAGUCUGACCGCUAGAGGCCAAGCUAUAUACUUACAAAAAGGAAUUUCAUUAUGAUUCUUUUUUAUUUUGAAAGAAUCCACUAAACUUUGACUAAGAUACAUCUCGAGCAAGGAUGUCUCUCAUAGUGUAGACCCAAGAACAUUUCUUUACAGCCUUUGUUUUGAGGUUCCAUAUGUUCACCAUCAACAAAAUGUACCUUCUGGAACCAAACACAUCAAACCCCAAGUUGGGAUGUAAACACGAAGGGUUGUAUGCCAGAAAGGCAGUCUAUUUGUGGAGGUGAUGUGGUUGGAAGUAGCUUCCUGUGUACACUCUAAAUGAAUAUUCCAGUCAGUCUCAUGAUUGCUGUUAAUCUAGAGCAGGGAUGCUAGAGCCCAUCAUCUUAGAGAAAUUGAAUGCCAUUGCUUUUUCUUAUUUACUGCAUUCACUCUCUGGUGGUCAUCCUUGAUCAGUUACAGUAGACCAGGAAAACAAACCACCAGUACAGCUAGACCACAGGCUCCUACUUUUACCUCAGAAAAAUGCCAAUACAAAGCAUCUUUUAAAGUGUAUUACUUCUUAGAACCAGAGCACAUAAAGAGUGCAGUUCCUCUUGUGCAGUUCAAAGGUAGAGUUCAAUUCAGGCCUUUCCACUGAUCCCACAGGAGAUCAGAGGAGGCAUCAGGUAGUCAUAUUUGGAUUUGCAUUAGAAUGAGGGCCUAAAGGCUGGCCAUACUUGUAAGGAUGGAGAGAUUCUGAACGAGGAUUUGCUCUGUUGUAAAGCAGACUGUGUAUAUCAACAGAAACUGUACAUGCCUCAGAGAUCAGUCCUGGCAGCUUCUGGUGCUCCAGCUGUUUUUGUCCUUCAGCAGAGGAGCUCUGUCUGCUGAAGAAGUGGGUGGAGAAAGGAAGGUUGGAGAAGCAUACAGGGGCUUUUCUCUCUUAUCAGCUCCCUCUGAGUGCAAGAAGAGUUUCUUAAUACAGCCAUUUGAAGGUGAACACUAAUUUUCAAAGAACAUUCUAGUGAAGUUGCCAGUUUUCUGUAAAGUUGAUGGGAUAUGUUAGCCACUCCCCUAACCAUUGACAGCUUCUGGUUUGUGUUUUAUUAUGAAGAAACAUUGUAGAAAAUCUGUGAACUGUCAGUCUCUAAAAUAACUGUUUGCUGUAUAUAAUUACAUAAAUAUAUUAUUUACAUAAUGCAAUUGUUUUCUUUUUUAAAAAGAAAAAAAAUAUAUGAAUUUUGGUUUAACUGUCUUGGCAGGAAUUUGAGUGUUUGAGUAUUAAGUAAUUAUUUAUAUGUAGUUUUAGCUAAAAGAGGUAACAUACCAAAUGUAUACUAUUGUUACAAAAAAAUACUGUAUAUGAUAUGUUUUAUUAUCAGACUUUUGAGUCAUAUUUUUGGAAUAAAGGUUAUUGAAUAGAUGUUAAAUGGUUAUGUUAAUGUUGGUAGAUGAUACAGAUUUUAUUGAUUAAGCUAGGUUUGUUUCUGAUUGGAUGAGGUGUUGUAGGCGUGUGUAGGAGUAGUAUAUGGGAAGGCGGUGGGUGCUGCAGUGUGCCGAGGGGCAUGCAAGAAACAUAAAUCAUGCCUGAGGCGAGCUGAGGAAGCUUCUUGAGCAGAGAAAGAAAUGGAGGAAAAUGAGAUAACAAGCACUUGACUGUUGUAACUGGAGAACUUCCAAGUUUUCUAGAAGGAGAUCAUUUUCCAUGAGCUGAUGGAAAAUUGUCUUCUGUUUACCUUUCUUGGUAGGAUGUCUAUUAGACAGUAAACUAAGCUGUUACUAAUCACGCUGACCAAACACUACUUAAUGAAACCUCACUUAUUCACAUUUUGAAAUGUUCUGGGAAAAGGCAAGCUUAUUUUGUCACCUCAUUAAAAACUAAUGUCAUUAAUGCCUCAUAUUUUAGGUCUGAUCAUGCUUGUACCUCAUUUGCUUUUGUAUUAUCCUUUUGCUGACUUACAGUUUAUUGUAUUUAAGUUUGAGUUGUGGUACAGUACUAUACAAAAAUUUGGGUUCCUCUUAUCAAAGGACAUGUUGAUUUUCUAAAUGAGUUGUGCACAUUUUAAUGUAGAAUUAUUGGUUGUUAGCUGAAUUUAACAUAUAUAAAUGUGGCCUGUGCCAAAAAAUAGAUUUCUUUCAAAUUGUAUAUUUUAUUUUAUUCUAAUGUUAAACUCAGCAAAUUUAACUGGGGUGUUCACACUUAUCAAUAUGACUGUAAAUAAUCUACAAUUUUGUAUUUUGUAUCUGUGAAGCUGUUUUUAUAAUUUAGUUUUUCUAGUACUGUCCAUGUGGGAGAUCUCUCUCUUCAAGAUGGAUUGUUUGUCUUACAGAGCAAUUUAAUCCCUCUGUUGGCCAGUAGAUGUCCUUGUUGCCAUCUUCAAAUGUCUGCAGCAAUCAAGUAAAAUAAUCUCAACUUCCUAA